Molecule: messenger RNA, 1025 nt
Organism: Dicentrarchus labrax (European seabass)
Lineage: Eukaryota; Metazoa; Chordata; Actinopteri; Moronidae
Product: ras-related protein Rab-17-like
Exons: 5
Coding region: 241-924 (227 amino acids)
Cellular component (GO): endosome
Molecular function (GO): GTP binding; GTPase activity
Source: RefSeq, a predicted model, not a curated record
UUGUUGGCCUUUUACAAGUUAAGACUGGACUUUGGUUUUACUUUUAUUUUCUGUAAAACAAGGUGUAGCUGGCACAGUUGCAGACUCUUAUACAACAAAGAAGACGUACUGACUCUUCUGUACAGUUUGGAGUUGUUUCUUAACAGGAAAAGGACUACUGGAUCAGGACUUGAGGACUUUUCUUGGACUUUCUUGUCCGUGUGUAUUCUUCUCACUGUUUUGGAGAUAAGUGAACUUUUAAUGGGGGAAAAUCUCCCAAGGGUGCCAAGAGGAUCCCAGCUCCACAGUGACACUCUGAGUAGACCAGUUCGGACCCUCAGGGUUAAGAUGGUUCUUCUGGGAAGCUCCGGUGUGGGGAAGUCCAGUCUGGCAAUGCGAUUUGGGAAAGAUGAGUUCAGGAAUACAUCGCCUACUGUAGGCUGUGCCUACCUGACCCGGGUGGUGCAUUUGAGUAACGUCACUCUCCGCUUUGAGAUUUGGGACACGGCAGGGCAGGAAAAAUACCACAGUGUCACCCCACUUUACUACAGAGGAGCCCACGCUGCACUCCUGGUCUAUGAUAUCAGCCAAAGGGAAACAUUUAUCAGAGCUCAAGUGUGGCUCAAAGAGCUUGAGAACCAGUACACCCCAGGAUCUACUGUCAUAUGGCUGGUAGGCAACAAGGGAGAUCUGGUAGAGGAUCGUCAGGUCUCAGUGCAGGAAGGACAGAGUCUGGCCAAUGACAGGGGCUUAUCCUUUAUGGAAACAUCAGCACUGUCAGGGGAACAGAUCAGCGAGCUGCUCCUAGCUGUUGCCCACAGAGUGUAUGAAUGUAUGGGAGAGCAGCAGGGAGGUCUGUCAGACUGGCAGGAGACACCACUUGUGGAUCUGCAUCAUAAAGACACAUUCAGUCCUUUUGCAUCCUGCUGCAAAGUUGGACCCUAACAUCUGUGACUGUCAAUGGUAUCGCUGCCUGUCUCUGUUUUUUUUUGUAUGUCUUCAUCAUUUUAAAGCUGCACACGGAAUAAAAGCCUUCUGAAUCUGUG